AUGCAUUUCCUGUACUACUUUCCCCUGAUCGCCAGCACCGUCACCGCACUUGCGUUCCCCGGCGCAGAAGGCUUCGGGCGUAAUGCGAUUGGAGGUCGCAACGGCAAAGUCUACGUCGUCAACAACUUGAACGAUAGCGGGGAAGGCUCUCUCCGAGAUGCAGUCUCGCAACCCGACCGCAUCGUCGUCUUCUCCGUUGGCGGCACUAUCAAGAUCAAAGAGCGUAUUGUGGUCUCCAAGCGCAUCAGCAUCCUCGGCCAGACGGCACCAGGAAAUGGCAUCACAGUCUACGGCAACGGCUGGUCGUUUUCCAACGCCGACGAUGCCAUUGUACGCUACAUUCGCAUCCGCAUGGGCAAAGGCGGUACGAGUGGUAAGGAUGGGGUGGGCAUCGCAGAAGGCUCCAACAUGAUCUUCGACCACAUCUCCGUCUCCUGGGGCCGCGACGAGACCUUCAGCAUCAGCGGGAGCGAAGUCGGCAACAUCACCAUCCAAAACAGCAUCAUUGCCCAGGGUCUGGAGACGCACUCCUGCGGCGGCUUAAUCCAGACAAAUCUCGGCAACGGCAUCUCCCUGUUUCGAAACCUGUACAUUGACAACAAGACGCGCAACCCAAAGGUCAAGGGCACAAACGACUUUACAAACAACGUCGUGUACAAUUGGGGCGGUGGCGGCGGAUACAUAGCUGGAGACUCGAGCGCAGUGUCCGAAGCCAACAUUGUGGGGAAUUACUUCAUCUCUGGGCCCAGCACCACCAUCACCGCGUUUACACGAGGCAACGCCAACUUCAAAGGCUACGUCGACGCCAACUUCUACGACUCGGACAAGGACGGCGCUCUGAAUGGCGCGGAGAUCGGCGUUGCGUCUUCCAACUACGGGGGCUUGAAUAUUCAAAGCAGCAAGUUUGCCUUUCCCGGUCCGGCCAAGACUCUUGCGCCUGCAGAUGCGUUGAAGCUUGUGGAGACGUCGGCGGGGGCGAGCAAGGUGCGGGAUGCGGUGGACAAGCGGCUGAUUGCUGAGCUGCAGAGUUAUGGGAAAAUGGGCCAGUUGAUUAGCGAUGAGAAUGCGGCGCCGAUGAAUGGGCCUGGGACGAUUGCUGGGGGCACGCCGUGGGUGGAUGCGAAUGGGAAUGGAAUUCCGGAUGAUGUGGAGUCGCAGUUUAGUAAUGUGGAGGAUUGGGCGAAUAGUUUGGUGCCCAGUGGGUAUUGA
Plenodomus lingam JN3 is the source of this 1209-nucleotide messenger RNA. RefSeq lists its product as uncharacterized. NCBI's taxonomy places the organism in Eukaryota, Fungi, Ascomycota, Dothideomycetes, Pleosporales, Leptosphaeriaceae. The record is from RefSeq and is a predicted model, not a curated record.